Molecule: messenger RNA, 789 nt
Organism: Chelonoidis abingdonii (Abingdon island giant tortoise)
Lineage: Eukaryota; Metazoa; Chordata; Testudines; Testudinidae
Source: RefSeq, a predicted model, not a curated record
UCCCUCCCGCGCUGAGUGGUUCCCUCUCUCCGCAGAUUGGCCGGGGGAGCAGGGCUAGCGGCUGCCCGGCUGGAUGCGGCCAGCUCCAGCCGGGGGUUCCUGCUUUUCAUGCUCCUCCAGCCCGCCAGCAUCCUGGCUUGGGUCCCGCCCUGGUCUGACCUGCUCCGGGGCAGCGAGGGCGAGCAGGAGAGGCAGCACCGCGCCAUGGCCCGCUACAGCCUCGGCAACCUCCUGGACUGGCUCUACGGCGGGGUGGACCCCAGCUUCGCGGGCAACGGGGGGCCAGAGUGUGCCGCCUUCCUUACCCCGCAGCAGCGCCUGCUGGAGAGUCUGGUCUUCCUCACCGUGGGCGUCCUGGAGAUCCUGGUGUCCCUGCGGAAAAUCAGGUGGCAGCUGCACUCCAGGGAGGAGGGAAACCAUCCGGCUCAGCAACCCCAGGCCAAGCAGGAGAGCCUGGGCAAGAACCUGCUGCUGGUGGCCCUCUGUCUCACCUUUGGCCUGGAGGUGGGGUUCAAGUUUGCCACCAGGACGGUCAUUUAUCUGCUGAACCCCUGCCACGUGGUCACUAUGUUGCAGAUUUUUCUCCUCGCCUGUCCCCCAUGUCGUGGUGCAAUGGUUCUGUUCAGGUUACAGAUGCAUAUGUUAAAUGGGGCCCUCUUGGCAUUGCUGUUUCCUGUGGUUAAUACACGCCUGGUGAGUAAACCAUGCCUUGUUUUCUCCUCUGACUUUUUAUUCUGUAGUCCUGGAGUUUACUUUUAUGUCCUUUUUCUAAAAUGCUGUUUCCCUUGA